UUCAAGGUAGAAAUAACCCAUUGGGAGUCGGCAACUCAAGAAUGUGCACGCUGAUUUCCUUGGCAAAAGUGGGCUCUGUUGGCUGCAAGGGCUUUUUAUAGCCUCCACGGAGUAGGGAACUGGGAGGGAUAUCUUCUGCCUCGGAGCUGCUACGAUGAGGCCGUUACCGUCUCAGAUCACUGCCAAUGAUAACUCAGCGAAAGCUGCACCAAAAAAUAUUUUGUUGGAAUUUUGGCUCAGCUCUUCCCGAGAGAAUGGCUAUGGUGCCUGAACGUGCCAUGCUACACUUGGUCAUGACCGCCUGGCAGUUUGGUUAUGCAGGGAACCAUAUCAUCUUGAGAGCUGCACUUAAUAUGGGUGUAAGCAAGCUAGUUUUCCCUCUUUAUAGGAACAUCAUCGCACUGUUUGCACUAGCUCCUUUUGCAUAUUUUCUAGAGAAGAAAGACAGGCCACCAUUAACUACUAUGUUUUUGGUACAGUUCUUCCUCCUCGGAUUUGUUGGGAUAACAUGUAAUCAAGGAUUGUAUCUGUUGGGUUUGGACAAUACUUCACCAACCUUUGCCUCUGCCACAGAGAAUAUUGUUCCUGCAGUAACCUUUCUCAUGGCUGUGGUACUCAGAAUUGAGCAAAUUCACUUGAACAGAAAGGAUGGCAUUGCUAAGGUGGUUGGAACUAUUGCUUCUGUUGCUGGAGCUUCAGUCAUUACCCUUUACAAGGGGCCAACCAUUUAUGCACCAAAUUCUUCACAUUUACACCAAUCACAUUUUUUGGUCUCAUUAGGAGAUGCCGAGAAGAAUUGGACCUUGGGUUGCAUCUAUCUCAUUGUUCACUGCCUAUGUUGGUCUGGUUGGAUUGUAGUACAGGCACCCCUCUUGAAGAAAUACCCGGCUCGGCUUUCAGUUACAUCAUAUUCUUGCCUCUUUAGUACUUUGCAAUUUCUGGUAAUUGCAGCAAGCUUUGAAAGAGACUUGCAAGCCUGGCAGGUUCACUCUGAUGGUGAGCUCUUCAGUAUUUUUUAUACGGGAGUGGUAGCUUCAGCCUUGUCGUUUGCAGCACAAACAUGGGUUAUUGACCGGGCUGGACCGGUAUUUGUUUCAGUGUAUCUACCUGUACAGACCUUACUUGUAGCUGUAAUGGCCUCUGUUGUUUUAGGUGAAGAGUUCUACUUGGGAGGGGUUAUUGGAGCAGUGUUGAUUGUGGUUGGACUAUAUCUUGUCGUGUGGGGUAAAAAUGAAGAGAGCAAGUUUGCUAAAGAAAAUUUGGCAAUUCCCUCAAUGUCUAAGAGAACAUCUUCUAGCAAAUCUCCUCUCAUCCAACCAUUACUUUGUUGUCAGUGUGAAAACGGUGAUCACUAGAAGCCACUACAAUCUACAUCCAAAAGUUGUACCACGCCAACAUUUUCAAUUGUUGAGGCCAAACCUCCCUUUUUUUUUUUCUAAAAAAAAAAAAA
Quercus lobata is the source of this 1450-nucleotide messenger RNA. Its product is annotated as protein WALLS ARE THIN 1-like. Bases 186 to 1355 code for a protein of 389 amino acids. Gene Ontology annotation, cellular component: membrane. NCBI's taxonomy places the organism in Eukaryota, Viridiplantae, Streptophyta, Magnoliopsida, Fagales, Fagaceae. The transcript is spliced from 7 exons. The record is from RefSeq and is a predicted model, not a curated record. Gene Ontology annotation, molecular function: transmembrane transporter activity.